Tribolium madens (black flour beetle) is the source of this 1627-nucleotide messenger RNA. It is a transcript of the gene pippin, whose product is annotated as facilitated trehalose transporter Tret1. Bases 93 to 1607 code for a protein of 504 amino acids. Gene Ontology annotation, molecular function: transmembrane transporter activity. NCBI's taxonomy places the organism in Eukaryota, Metazoa, Arthropoda, Insecta, Coleoptera, Tenebrionidae. The record is from RefSeq and is a predicted model, not a curated record. Gene Ontology annotation, cellular component: membrane. Gene Ontology annotation, biological process: transmembrane transport. The transcript has 7 exons.
GAGAGACAAGGAUUUAGGCGUGGAGGGGGCUCAAAUAUUACUCCACCAAGACGGAUAAAACAAAAAGAUGAAGCACUUUGUCACAGUUGACAAUGUGCUCCGAUACCAAAUCAGAUCACAGCACUGAUGACGACACUAGAACCUCGCAGUACCAACCCUUGCAAGAGAAAAGGCCCCAAAACAGGAAAAAAUGCACAUGGAAGGGUAUAGCAGCUCAGAGUUUUGUGACAAGUGCCGUAAUGCUGAGCUCGGCGAGCUGCGGCAUGCCCGUGGGGUACUCCGCGGUGCUCCUCCCCCAGCUGAAGUACCCCAACGAGACCUUGCAAAUCGACGACGAAAUUGGUUCUUGGAUAGCGAGUGUCCAUUCCGCCGCCACCCCCUUUGGCUCUCUCCUCAGCGGCCUUUUAAUGGACCGUUGCGGCAGAAAAUUAGCUUUACAAAUAGCUUCUCUCCCCUUAAUUCUCGGCUGGAUCCUCAUCGGUCUUUCCCCCAAUCACGCAAUCCUGCUAGCAGGCCGCGUUGUCGCAGGAUUAUCAGCAGGACUCACAGCCGCUGCAGGCCAGGUCCUGAUUGGGGAAAUUACCGAACCGCAUCUCCGCGGGAUGUUCUCGAGUGUUCCAUUCGCGAGCUAUUCCUUCGGGAUUCUCCUCGUUUAUGCUCUAGGGUCGGUGCUUCCCUGGCGGUUGGUUGCAGGGUUAAGUACAGUGUUGCCGGUUCUUGCAAUCACAAUUUUCUUUUUCUUGCCCGAAAGUCCGGUGUGGUUGGUCCGGAAUGACAAACCCGAGAAGGCUAGAAAGGCACUAGUGUGGCUCCGGGGCGGAGAUUCGAUUCAAGCUCGACUCGAAACGGAGCAUUUAACAGAACGGAUUGAAAGGGAACAAAAAAUCGAGACGGCUACUAGAACCGGAAAUGUGAUUUUUCGCCCGGAAGUCAUCAAACCUUUCAUCAUAAUCAAUGUUUUCAACAUCAUGCAAAUCUUCUCCGGGACUUACAUUAUAGUUUUCUACGCCGUUGAUAUUUUGGGUCAUAUAAAUAACCAAAUGGACCAUUUUAUGACUGCUGUUUUGACAGCUGGUGUUCGUUUUAUUUUCUCUCUUGUGGCUUCGGCCCUUUUGGCCCUAAUUGGGCGCCGGGCGUUAGCCCUCACUUCCGGUCUCGGAACCGCAAUUUCGGCCUUAUGUCUCGGCACUUUUCUCUACCCGCGUGACAAUUGCACGAUUUCCGACUCCGGGGGCUACUUCCCCGCCCUCUGUGUGCUACUCUACGUAGCUACAAACACGGUCGGUUUCAUGAUUUUACCCGGAGUCAUGCUCGGCGAGUUGUUUCCUGCAAAAGUCCGGGGUUUGGCGGGAGGCUUAACCUUCAUGAUUUUCAACUUCGUCCUGUUUGCAACGGCGAAGGCGUUUCCGGUUAUGAAAAAUGGAGUGGGGGUGCAUGGCGUGUUUUGGAUUUUUGGAGGCACGGCAUUGGUCGCGAGCGUUUUUCUUUAUUUCAUGCUACCGGAAACUAAGGGAAAGACGUUGAGUCAAAUUGAAGAUUAUUUCCAGGAGGGAAAUGUCACGUGGGUGACACGGAAAAAGGGAGAGGACAAGACUGUACACGUGUGAUAAAUAAAAACUUUUAUUAA